Messenger RNA from Rosa chinensis, 2661 nucleotides. RefSeq lists its product as uncharacterized. The transcript has a single exon. Lineage: Eukaryota; Viridiplantae; Streptophyta; Magnoliopsida; Rosales; Rosaceae. The record is from RefSeq and is a predicted model, not a curated record. Bases 1 to 2661 code for a protein of 886 amino acids.
AUGCAUACAAGGAACAACCCAAAAGGGGAGUUAGUGCCUUUGAAUACUGAGUUAGAGAAGCUAGUACGAGAAAACAGAAGGUUGAAAAGAGAAGAACAAGCUGCUCAAGAAGAGGCCGAACCCAUCAUCCCCUGUUUCGUUUUUCAAAUGUCGGACGACGAAGACAAUCGGCAGCCGCUGCCACCACCACCAAGAAGGACCAUUAGGGAGCUCUCAACGUCCCUCAUAGCUGGAGGUAUUCCAUCAUGCAUUCGUUACCCUCAACCAGCUGAAGGAAAGACAGGGAAUUUUGAGCUUAGGACUGGUUUUCUCCACAAGCUGCCCACUUUUCACGGGUUACCUAAUGAAGAUCCUAAUUUGCAUCUCCAAGAAUUCCAAUUUAUUUGCUCAAGCAUGACACCAGAGAAUGCAGAUGAGAAUAUCAUGAAGAUGAAGGCUUUUCCGUUUUCUCUUACAGACAAGGCCAAGACAUGGUUGUAUAGGCUUCCAAAUGGCUAUAUAACCUCAUGGGAUAUCAUGCACAAGACAUUCUUGGAGAAGUAUUUCCCCACUUCAAAAAUUAUUGCAUUGAGGAAGCAAAUUACUGGAAUUCAGCAAGGCAUGGACGAGUCUUAUUCCGAAUACUUUGAGAGGUUUCAAACCUUGCUUACUCAAUGUCCUCAGCAUGGUUUGAGUGAGGAUAGUUUGUUGACAGCAUUCUAUGAUGGCCUCAUACCCAUAGAGAGAGAUAUAUUGGAUGCAGCAGCUGGAGGAUCAUUUAUGGACAAGUACAAUGAGGAUGGAAUGAAGCUCAUAGCAGAUCGUGCAUUGAAUGCACAACAAUUCAAUAAUACCUCAAGACGUGUUCAAACUUUCUCUUCAAAAGGAGGUAACGAUUCUGAAAUUAAAGCUCAAUUAUCAAAUCUAACCUCUAUGUUAUCUCAGGUCUUGGGUAACAAGAAGCAAGGAGCUAUGGCUUGUGGUGUGUGCUCAAUGGAAGGCCACCAUACUGAUCGUUGCCCUCAAUUAUAUGAGGAAGAAGAGGUACAAGUUGUGGGAAAUUUUCAGCAAGGAGGACAACAUGUAAAGAAUGAUCCAUAUGCAUAUUAUCCUGGCUCAAGAAAUCACCCAAAUUUUCGAUGGAGUAACAAUGAUAAUGUAUUGGGCCCUUUUCAAGCAUCUCAAGGGAACAACCAUACACCUCCAGGGUUCACUCAACGUCCUCAAGGGGGAUUUACACAUAGCUCUGCGCCACAUCAAGCUUCUAGUUCUUCAUUGACUCCAAUCUUGGAUAAGUACGACAAGAUGUUCGAAGCUUUGACAUCCUCUACUCAACAACUCAUUCAAUCACAGCAAAAUCAAGGGAAGGAAAUUUCAGACCUUAAGAAACAAGUGGGAGAAUGUGUCAACAAGUUGAAUCAGUUGCAUGAUCAAGGAAAACUUCCAAGCAACACGAUACCAAAUCCAAGAGGAGGGUUUGAGUCCGCCAAAGUAGUAACAACACGAAGUGGAAGAGUACUCAGUGACGUCCCUAAGGCACAGAAGAAGGACAAAAGUGUUUCUGACCCUUCUGAGAUUGAAACUGAACUUGCAAUCCCAGACCCAGCGACUACGAGGAUUGAAGACUCAUUGCAAUCCCCAACGAAACCAGAAACCAAAGGUAAAAUUCCUAACUCUUCAAUUCCGGUUCCUACUAAUCCUCUUUCUUCUUGUCUACCUUUUCCAAGUAGAUUUGCUCAUUCAAAGGAAGAAGAAGACAAGGGGGAUGUUUUGGAUAUUCUCCGGAAAGUUCAAGUCAACAUUCCUCUCUUGGAUAUCAUAAAACAAGUGCCAAAGUACGCCAAAUUCUUGAAGGACUUAUGCACCAAGAAGAGGAAGUUCAAGGGGAAUGAAGUAGUAGCUCUUAGUGAGGAGGUGUCAAGUAUUCUUCAACAAAAGCUUCCACCUAAGCUCAAGGACCCGGGACAAUUCACCAUUCCAUGCACAAUUGGUGUAAAGAGGUUUGAUAAGGCUUUACUAGAUUUAGGAGCUUCUAUAAAUUUAAUGCCUUUCUCUGUGUUUUCAAAUCUUAAUUUAGGUACACUAAAGAAGACCUCUGUGGUGAUUGAGCUUGCGGAUCGCUCAUCUAUUCAUCCUUUAGGAGUAAUUGAAGAUGUCUUAGUAAGGGUGGAUGGAUUGGUCUUGCCUGCUGACUUCUUUGUGAUUGACAUGGAGGAGACGUCAAGUCCCACAUCAUUGCCUUUAAUUUUAGGGCGUCCCUUCAUGGCAACUGCUCACACGAACAUCAAUGUCUACAAGGGAACGUUGACUAUGGAAGUCCUUGGAGAAAGGGUAACGUUUCAAGUCUUUGAGCAUAAUGACAUCACGAAAGGAAUGGUGGGGCGUGAGGACAAGGAAUUAAGAGAAGAAGUCCGAUUUCUGAGGGGUUGGAAGGGGCAUAAAGUGAAGGAAAAACACUCUCUGAAGAACUUGAAUAAAGAAAAUAAAGGUAAUUUUAAUUCUGAUUUUCAUUUACCUUUAGCUAAUUGUAAGAGUGUUCUUGUUGAUAGGGCUCACUUAGGAAAUCCAACGCCACAAGAGGUAUGUUCAAUAACAGAUGACCCACCAGAUUCAACCAAGCACUCAUACACAAAGGCAAUGGCGAGGUUGUUUGAUAAGGCUUCACGUGGAGCCUUUGGAUGA